AUGUGUCAGAGAGAGAAUUUCGAAGACAAUGUCCCUUGUGUCAAGGGUGAGAAGCAGGAUGAAUAUCAAGAAGUUAGCAAUAAUUUAAGGAAUCCGCUAAUGAUUGUUGAAAUGAUUGCAAAUAAAUUAGAUUGUAAAUGUGUUGCAGAGUCUCUUAACUGUAAAUUUGAAGGUGGAGAACCUUCUAGUUGUAUUUGUUAUAUGGAAAAUAUUAAAGAAUAUUAUGAUUUUGAUCAUAUCAUCAUCAUCGGAAAAAUUUAUGUUGAAAUUAUUUUUCUGAACUGCUACAGUCAUGUGUUUAUAUGGGAAUCAAUGAAUUAUGCUUUGUUGCUGCUUAGGGAUUAUUGUAAUAAAGCAACAAAGAAUAACCGUCCAGUAUGA
Molecule: messenger RNA, 381 nt
Organism: Funneliformis caledonium
Lineage: Eukaryota; Fungi; Glomeromycota; Glomeromycetes; Glomerales; Glomeraceae
Source: the annotation of a GenBank genome assembly